Aspergillus sclerotioniger CBS 115572 is the source of this 919-nucleotide messenger RNA. Its product is annotated as pyruvate transporter MPC1. Gene Ontology annotation, biological process: pyruvate import into mitochondria. The transcript has 4 exons. NCBI's taxonomy places the organism in Eukaryota, Fungi, Ascomycota, Eurotiomycetes, Eurotiales, Aspergillaceae. The record is from RefSeq and is a predicted model, not a curated record. Bases 78 to 455 code for a protein of 125 amino acids. Gene Ontology annotation, cellular component: mitochondrial inner membrane.
CAAACCGCUCGGCCUGCAUCCUCAACUCUGAUCAACUCUCCACUCCUCGCUUCAGUACUCGCCUUCUCGUCGUCAAGAUGGCCGCUGCAAUCAAGGCAAUCAAUGCGAAGAUCCGGUCUAACAAGGCCCUGGAUUACUUCUGCUCCACCCACUUCUGGGGCCCUGCCUCCAACUUCGGUAUCCCCAUUGCAGCUGUGAUGGACACCCAGAAGGACCCUGAAAUUAUCUCUGGCCAGAUGACCGGUGCUCUGGUCAUCUACUCGGCAACUUUCAUGCGAUACGCUCUCGCCGUCUCCCCCCAGAACUACCUCCUGUUUGCCUGCCACGCCGUCAACUUCUCCGCCCAGCUUACUCAAGGAUACCGCUACAUGAACUACUGGAGCUGGGGAGGCCGUGAAGCUCAGCUCGCCGAGGCCGCUAAGCAGGGCAAGCAAGCCACCGAAGCUGGCGCUUAAGCGACGCCAUCUACUCUUUUUGAACCGUGUUCUCUCACAUUAUCGCGCGCUUCCGCUUGCUGCGCGGCUUAUGAAUCCCUUAUAUUUCUUCAGCAGCACUACCUACCUACCUAGACAAUACCACAAUAUUAUGAAUAAGUGGUCAAGGCCAAUGGGAACACAGUACUUCGCAGAUUGAUCUGGGUAAGACGCAGAGCACGACUAUCUAUGGCUCUGGCUGUUUGUAUUCUGACUGGCGCUGGAAUUGGUAGUAGUGGUUGGAUGGGGUCUGUUGUUGACUAUGAGAUUUCUUUGUAUCUAGCAGCUGGGCAUGGCGGUUCUAUCUGUAUAUAGACUUUUGUUUUGCAAAUCAACAAGACUUAGACACUAACGAUUAUGCUAGAGCUAUGUUUUCGAUGAUAUUUUCUAACAGAUAGCUAGCUUAAGAAAAGGAAGACAGAUGAUGUUACAGGAGAGAUAUGUAC